Cucurbita moschata (crookneck pumpkin) is the source of this 2081-nucleotide messenger RNA. RefSeq names its product F-box/kelch-repeat protein At1g55270-like. The coding region runs from base 463 to 1776 and encodes 437 amino acids. The transcript has 2 exons. The record is from RefSeq and is a predicted model, not a curated record. NCBI's taxonomy places the organism in Eukaryota, Viridiplantae, Streptophyta, Magnoliopsida, Cucurbitales, Cucurbitaceae. Gene Ontology annotation, molecular function: protein binding.
UUCUUCGUGGAUAAUAAUUUCACUUUGUUUGUGAAUCCAUGUCCAGAGAAAGGCAGAAGUGAAAUAGGGGAAGGGGAAGGGCUCUCCACUGAAUGACAUUGACUUGUCUAUCUCUUCUUUCCCCUCAAAAUUGGGUUUUGACCCAUUAAUGGUAACAACAAACACCACCCUUCUCAUUACACUUUCUUGUCCUUUUCUCUCAUUGAAAAAUAGUUUUAAAUCUGAUGCUUCCAAAAAUCAGAAAUCUGUGCGCGCGUUACCGAGAGAAAACUGGUUCAUAUUUGGUUUCUUGUAAGCGGUUCUUCGGGUCAAACGCUCAUCGUAACGGGUUCAAUUCCCUCUGUUAGAUCAGAUUCUUGAAGGGUUGAAGUUUUGGUGAUCCGAGUCUGCUUUGCCUUCUUUACCCUUGAUUUUCACGCAGGGUGCGCCUGGAAAUUGAAUCUAUGAUUCUUUGCUUCCGAAAUGAACGAAUCGGUUGAACACUCUUCAAGACCUCAAAGGGGAAUUCGAAUUCAAGCUCCACUGGUUGAUUCUGUGUCGUGUUAUUGCAAAGUAGAUUCAGGCUUGAAAACAGUUGUUGGAGCUAGAAAAUUCGUCCCUGGCACAAAAAUAUGUAUCCAGCCUGAUAUUAAUCCAAAUGCACAUAGAAGUAAAACUUCGCGGAGAGAAAGGAACCGAGUCCAGCCUCCACUCCUACCAGGCCUUCCUGACGAUCUUGCCAUUGCUUGUCUAAUUCGAGUCCCUCGAGUGGAACACAGGAAACUCCGCCUUGUCUGUAAGAGAUGGUAUCGACUCCUGAUGGGAAACUUCUAUUAUUCUCUAAGGAAAAGUCUUGGCAUGGCCGAAGAGUGGGUCUACGUCAUCAAAAGGGAACGUGACCGAAGGAUAUCAUGGCAUGCCUUUGAUCCUACCUACCAGCUUUGGCAAUCACUUCCACCUGUCCCCAUUGAAUACUCCGAGGCCCUCGGUUUUGGCUGUGCUGUUCUUAGUGGUUGCCACCUAUACUUAUUUGGAGGGAAAGAUCCAAUAAGGGGAUCAAUGAGGCGAGUGAUUUUCUACAGUGCCCGUACAAACAAAUGGCAUAGAGCACCUGAUAUGCUUCGGAAACGUCAUUGUUUCGGCUCUUGUGUUAUUAAUAACUGCCUUUAUGUUGCUGGCGGUGAAUGUGAGGGGAUCCAUAGAACUCUUCGUUCUGCUGAAGUUUAUGAUCCCAAUAAGAACAGAUGGAGCUUUAUUUCAGAUAUGAGCUCGGCAAUGUUGCCAUUCAUUGGUGUAGUUCAUGAUGGGUUGUGGUUCCUGAAAGGACUUGGAACUCGCAGAGAGGUCAUGAGUGAAGCCUAUUCUCCCAUAACUAAUACUUGGACAACGGUAAGUGAUGGGAUGGUUGCUGGCUGGCGCAACCCGAGUAUUUCUUUAAAUGGACAACUUUAUGCCUUGGAUUGCCAAGAUGGAUGCAAGCUCAGGGUUUACGAUGGUGCAACAGACUCAUGGACCAAAUUCAUCGAUAGCAAGCUCCAUUUUGGAAGUUCUCGUGCUCUUGAGGCUGCUGCGCUAGUUUCGCUUAACGGGAAGCUUUGCAUUAUUCGCAACAACAUGAGCAUCAGUCUAGUUGAUGUUUCAAGUCCGGAUAAAAGGGUUGAGAGCAAUCCUGACCUGUGGGAAAAUAUUGCUGGGAAAGGUCAGUUGAGGACACUAGUUUCAAAUUUAUUGUUCAGCAUAGCUGGCAGAAAUGGCUUGAAAAGUCAUAUUGUGCAUUGUCAAGUCCUCCAGGCAUGAGAAGCAGGACGGCGGAAUGAUAUUUUUCAACGAUGCGGUGAAAGAAGGCACAGAGAAACUCUUAUUUCGGAGAGAAGAUGGAUUUGGUUCAAUCAAGUCUGACCUGACCUCGUUAGUUGCCUUCAGAAUGCCUAAUGGUGAAGCUGUUGAUUUAGUUACAGGAGGAGGGCUUAGUUCUAGAAUUUGAUUUCAUUACAUUCUUGAACAGAAAGCAAAUACUUGUAAGUAAAUCUUGUUAAUCAAUCUCAGGCUAGUUUUGUUUAUUUUGUGGGAGAUCUUAUGCUAGUAUUGUCUAAUCUUGGAGA